Messenger RNA from Phragmites australis (common reed), 2845 nucleotides. RefSeq names its product phosphatidylinositol 4-phosphate 5-kinase 6-like. Gene Ontology annotation, biological process: phosphatidylinositol metabolic process. Lineage: Eukaryota; Viridiplantae; Streptophyta; Magnoliopsida; Poales; Poaceae. The transcript has 7 exons. The record is from RefSeq and is a predicted model, not a curated record. Gene Ontology annotation, molecular function: 1-phosphatidylinositol-4-phosphate 5-kinase activity; ATP binding. The coding region runs from base 119 to 2398 and encodes 759 amino acids.
CACACCGACAAUGCUGCCGCGCCGCGCGCGAGCGCGCGGCCGCCGGCGCUACUAGGAUCCUCGCGCGACUCACGCUGCGGCCGAGAGAGCCCGAGCUCCGGCUGGCCGAGGGCGACCAAUGCGCGAGCGCGCCCGGCACGCGAGUCGCGUGUCACCGAUGCCGCCGCCCGCGGGCGGGGAGGUCCCCGACGCGGCGGCCUCCUUCAGCGGCGCCGAUGGCGGGGAGAAGAAGCGGGAGCGGCUGCUCCCGAACGGCGACCUCUACACUGGCCAGUGGCGCGGCGCCGUGCCCCACGGCGCGGGGAAGUACCUGUGGGCGGACGGAUGCAUGUAUGAGGGCGAGUGGCGCUGCGGCAAGGCCACCGGCCGCGGCAGGUUCUCCUGGCCAUCGGGUGCCACCUACGAGGGCGAGUUCCUGGACGGCUUCAUGCACGGCGCAGGCACCUACGUCGGGUCCGCGGGGGACACCUACCGCGGCGUGUGGGCCAAGAAUCUCGAGCACGGCGCCGGCGAGAAGCGGUACGCCAACGGAGACCGCUACGACGGCGAGUGGCGCGCGGGCCUCCCGGAAGGGUGCGGCCAGUACGCCUGGCGCGACGGCACCGAGUAUGCCGGCGGCUGGCGCGCGGGUCUCAUCCACGGCCGCGGCGCACUCGUUUGGGCCAAUGGGAACCGCUACGACGGCGGGUGGGAGGGCGGCCGCCCGCGAGGGCAGGGAACGUUCCGGUGGGCGGAUGGUGGCCUCUACGUCGGGUUCUGGGGCCGCGAGGCGCCCGGCGGCGCUGUCCACCAGAAGGGCGUGUACUACCCGUCCACGGCGGCGGCGGGCGAGUCCCCUCGGACGCGCGACCCGAGGGAGGUGUUCGCGCGGGAAUUACCGGAGUGCGUGCGGUCCGGCACUGAGGCCCAGUCGGCGCUGACGUCUCUGAGAUCGCUCAAAUGGCUGGUGCGUUCGGUCAGUGGGCGCGGGAGCUCGUCGUCCGGCCGAAGCAAUGGCUCGGGAGGUAGCCUGGUGCACUUCUGGGGGUCGGACAGUGAUGUCAAGUGCGAUAGUGGGGACGACUGGAGGCGGCGGAGCGUGAGGGAGGGGAGGGGGCUGCCGCCCCCGUCGCCGUCGCCGCACGUGUCCAAGGGUGCAGUGCUGCGGGUGUCGAAGCGGCAGGGAGUGACCAUUGCCAAGGGGCACAAGAACUACGAGCUCAUGCUCAACCUGCAACUCGGGAUCAGGCAUGCAGUAGGAAGGCAAGGUCAAUCUAUAUUAGACAUGAAAUCAUCAGCAUUUGACCCAAAGGAGAAAGUGUGGACAAAAUUCCCUCCAGAGGGCUCAAAAUAUACCCCUCCACACAAUUCUUGUGAUUUCAAAUGGAAGGAUUACUGUCCAAAGGUGUUCCGAACACUGCGCAAGCUGUUCAAGGUUGACCCAGCUGACUAUAUGUUAUCCCUCUGUGGAGAUGAGGCUCUUCAUGAACUCUCGUCCCCUGGCAAGAGUGGAAGCUUCUUUUACUUGACGGAUGAUGAUCGCUACAUGAUAAAGACAAUGAAGAAAUCGGAAGUGAAGAUACUUCUGAAGAUGCUUCCAGCUUACUACAAGCAUGUUCGUGCAUUUGAGAAUACCUUAGUGACAAAGUUCUUUGGUCUACAUUGUGUAAAGUCGGGAGUACACCAGAAGAAGGUUCGUUUUGUCAUAAUGGGAAACCUUUUCUGCUCUGAUCAUCCAAUUCAUAGACGAUUUGAUCUUAAAGGAUCAUCACUUGGCCGUAUAACUGAUAAACCGCAGGCAGAGAUUGAUGAGUAUACAACUCUGAAAGACCUUGAUCUUAACUUUAUCUUUCGGUUACAGAAACAAUGGUUCGAAGAGUUCCAAAGGCAAGUGGACAAGGACUGUGAGUUCCUCGAGCAGGAGAAGAUUAUGGAUUACAGUCUUUUGGUGGGUGUCCAUUUUAGAGGUAAGGGAGAGAUACCUGCUUCUGAAGGUUGGUUGGAAACUCAAAUGCUGACAUUAUUAUGUGCAUUGGUUGAAGGUGCCAUUGACAUUGAUGGUGACAAACCUGCAACACCUCGCCUUUCAAGAUGGGACAGGGAUCACUUUCUUUCUGAUCCAAACAGGUGGUCGAAAAUUAAACUUGGGGCAAACAUGUUGUCAAGAGCUGAAAUGACAAUUCGAAGGAACGACAAUGAUGUUUUUGGAGACCCAAAUGGGGAGUACUGUGAUGUCAUAUUGUAUUUUGGGAUUAUAGACAUACUCCAAGACUAUGAUAUCGGCAAGAGGCUUGAGCAUGCGUACAAAUCUUUUCAAUAUGACUCAACGUCCAUUUCAGCAGUAGAUCCAAAACAAUAUUCUAGCCGCUUCAAAGAUUUCAUAUACAAAGCAUUCCAAGAAGACAAAGUAGACGGCUGAUAUCAUAUUGAGACUUUGCGGCUGAUAUUGUUUGUGGAUUCAAAAGGUGAAAGAUCAAGCUGCGCACAGUGCAGUGUGACAUUUAGUCGGCGGGCUUGUACAUUAUCAGUUUACUGCACCAUACAGGAGUUCAGCAGCUUCUGUAGAAGGCAUCAGGAUUAUUGAGUUGCUGAAUAGGCUGGUGGUCCCCCGGUUUCCAGGAAUCAGAUUGGCUGUCAUGUAAAUAUAAGCAAUGUGCACAGAUACAGAGUUCAGUAAUAUUAACAAAGAGUAGGAAAUGUAACUUGCAGAAUCAAAUUAUACAUAGAAACAUGUAACCGAAAGUGCCAAGACAUUCAGGGGUUGUAAAUGCUCUUUGCCUAAGGAUAACGUGGGCGUGGGCACCAUUCUCUUCUAACUGUCUCGAAACCUUUCAAUAGAUUGAGAGGAAAAUUUUCAAAUUCUCAG